Tuber aestivum (summer truffle) is the source of this 4160-nucleotide messenger RNA. Lineage: Eukaryota; Fungi; Ascomycota; Pezizomycetes; Pezizales; Tuberaceae. The record is from the annotation of a GenBank genome assembly.
GAGUGCAAAACUGCUACUGGUACGAUAACCGGUAGUAGGAGUACCCGAAUCCGUGCUCGUACUGUUCCCUCCCGUGCUUCCCCGGCUAGCAUAGGACGUCAUGUCGCUACGCCGGACGUUAUCCCCCCAUGUUCAGCUGGAUGAGCAGGCUCUGAGGAGGAGGGAGCACAAUACUCGGGAGAGGCCGAGUGUUUACUCCAGGUCUCGUAACUCUCAGUCUUCGUUCCGGUCUGGCCCGUCACGUCCUUCCAGGGCCACUUCCGGUGCCAGAACACCCAUUGAUCCGUGCUCGCCAAGAGCCAGUGUUUCUGCUCUGCACCUACAGCAUCUGCUGGAAAACCUGGAACUUGAUCAGUACAACACAUACGGCGUUGAAGAGCUUCGGGAUGGUUUCUUCGAUGCAUCCUUUUAUCGCCCCAUUGAACAGAAUUCUGGCGAAGACGGAGAAGCGGAGCCUCUCCUUCCACCGGAAAUUUCUACUUUCAAGCGCCCUUGGUCGCCAAGGACCCUUAUCUACUCUCUCGUUGAGGAUGUCAGGUUCUUUUUCCGCUUAACGUUUAGGACUGAACAGGGUUUUUCUCUCGCAAAAUCUUUUCUCGCCUACUUUGUGGGGUACAUAUUGUGUUUGGUGCCCCAGAGUCGGGCGUGGCUGGGCAGGUAUUCAUACUGGAUCACUGUUGCCAUUCUUUUCAAUCACCCUGGGCGCACACUUGGCGCACAGGUUGAUGCAACUGUGGCGUGCUCGAUAGGAGCGGUGUUUGGUUUGGCGGUUGGCAGCCUUUCCCUUGAGGUGGCUAGCUCUCCUCGUAAUACUCAGGUUGGUCGUGGUGGGGUAAUAGCCGUAUUUUGGGUGAUAUUUAUUGGUGCCGCUAGCUGGAUUAGAUGUUCACUCGUGAAGCUCUAUCAAUUAAUGAUUAGCGUCGGAUUGGCCAUUAUAUUUCUUUGCCUUGUUGGCUCGGACGCGCUAGAUAGCACGGGUGACUGGGAUCGAGGUGUUCUUUGGGAAUUUGGAAUGCCUUGGGUAGUUGGUUUGGGGAUUUGCUUGAUUAUCAAUAUUAUCAUCCGGCCAGAUGCUGGUGGGAAGGCUGUAGCGUAUGACAACCAAUUUCUAUUUAAAUUUCAUCAUUUAUUGGGUUUGUGGAUUAGAGUUGCGUGUAUCUCUCCGCCCAUGUCUCUUAUUCUUUCGGCCUUCACUGAUACCUAGCAGGGGAGCAUUACAUAAAGCAGUCAUCUCCGCUAUAGGUGGCCUGGUUCUACCUAGACCCUAUUCCCCCACUACUCAUCGAAAUAUGAAUUUACAGCUCGUUAAUCUCUCCGAAGCAAUCAGAGAUAUGCGGGGGGAGAUCGUUAUCUCCUAUUUGAGGCCCGGCGACGCAGAGCAACUGCGGAAUUUUAUGCAGGCUGUAAUUAGAGACAUUAUGGCCAUUAAACCAGAUGGAAAUUUGUUUGAAGACCAGUCCUCUCGUGGGGCGGGGAUGAGUGGGGGUGUCGGUCAGUCGGGCCAUUCCAUCGUGAUUGAAAUCGAACCCCCCGGCGUGAGAAGUGCGGGGGCAUCAUCUCUUGCCACUUCGACGGAGGAUCAUUUGAAGAUUGUAAGGGAGACGAUGGAAGUACCUGCAAGAGAGCUGAUCAGUGCAAUGACUGAAGUGCUGCUUGGAUGCGAUAAGGAGCUGAUGGGCUAUGCUGGACAUAAGAAACUACUAGGAUCCUUAGAGGGUUAUCGCGGUAUUAGCCUUGGAUCUGCGAGAGAUCGUCUCCUCGAGACCAUGCGUGUCUUUGACGAAUCUGAUAUAUCCUUAAUUGGUCAUCAGAGUCUUCCGUCCUCAUACUCCGCUCACCCCGAACUUGUUGAAAUGUUUCUGUUCAUUCACCCACUUCGCCAGACUGCAGAUUCCGUAGAGAAGCUGGCCGACCGUGUGCUCCGAAUAGUGAGCAUGCAAAGGCGCAAACGAAUAUUCCUUCCGUCGUACCCUCUGCAAAAAGCACUAUACCGAACAAAUCCUCAGGUCCGUCACGACCGCGGGGGCCUAACAGCAGGCUACUACUUCAAAAACAAGCAAAAUAUAGAAAAAGCGAUGGAGACAUAUCAAGCAAAGUCGUUCGUUCCAUCCCCCACGUCCCCCAUCGCAGGGGGCGAGAGGACUCCAGAAACCGGACCGGAAGCCACGGGUUCCAACCCGCCCACAUCAGCAGAACCCCGGGCGUUCCGGUACAGAGCCUGGCGAGUACUGCAUAGACUCCAGCAAUGGGAGACGAGAUUUGCAUUCAAGGUCGUCUUUGUAACAAUUGCCUUGAGCAUACCGGCUUGGGUGGAGAGCAGCCGUGUGUGGUAUCUGGAGAAUGAGUGUUGGUGGUCGGUGAUUGCGGCUUGGUUCAUGAUGCAUCCACGUGUAGGUGGAAAUGCACAGGAUUUAAUCACGCGGAGCAUAACAACCGCCGUUGGGUCUGCAUGGGCUGGCCUUGGGCACGCGGCCGGUCGUGGAAAUCCAUAUGUUCUUGCGGUGUUCACGGCGAUCUUUAUGGUCCCUUGCAGUGAGUUGAGGCGUUCCUUUGUUUCAAAGCUGAUCAUCAUGCUCUGUUUCCCGGGAUGGAACGUAUCAACGGGAGUGCAUGAUUUUUUUUAACGUUGCAUUUAUUUUAAUUUUAUAGUGUUUAGAUUUACUUCCUCAUCGCAUCCGCGUUCCGGUCUCAUGGGUUGCAUAAGUUAUUCCGUGGUGUCUCUCAGUGCAUACACCCUUCAUGAUUCCACCAUAGACAUUCCUUCGCCAGCGAAAAUUGCCUGGACCCGAGGCGUCUCGUUGAUCGUUGGAAUAGUAUCAGCGGUGGUAGUAAACUGGGUGAUCUGGCCAUUCGUCGCGAGGCACGAACUUCGAAAAUCGCUAUCGUUCAUGAUGCUCAAUCUUGGGAUUUCUUACAGAGGUGUCGUUGCUAGGUAGAAUCUUCAUUUGUUCUCUGCUUUUCUUUUCCUCCCCAUUUUCAUUAAAUUACCGGUAAUCCGAGUAUUUAUCCUCAUAUUCACAUGCACAACUCGCACCUGUGCAGGCAUGCUAACACAAAAGCCCAUCCCCCAUCCGCCGUGCCGGUCGGAAUGGGCUUAUGAUUGUGCAGGUACAUCUACUACGAGGCCAGCUCUCAGCCAACAGAAGAGGAUCUCGACCGAUCCGAGACACAAGAAGCGAGAUUAAGGGAAGGCACGUGAUCCCGCACUAACCCCCAUGCAGAACUAAUUAGGAAUUAUUUAUCCUGCGCGUUUGAUUGGUCUGUUGUUUCUUUGGUGAUGGUACAAGUUGUGCUGAUUAUUCCGGCUUGGAAUUUCUUAUAGGAUUUGUCCGGAUGAGAGAAUUGCUGGAAAUGACUCGGCAUGAGAUUGUCAGCUCCUCCCCCUUUUUUUUGGACUUGUUUUGUCGUUUUGUCGUCGCUUCUACUCGUAUUCCAUCCCCUCCCCUAUUUCGUACAUGAUAUUAGUUGGGUUAUUUCGCACAGUACCAUACCCCAAAUUUGUUCAUCGCCAUACCAUACCAUACCCCCUGUGCCCCCCCCUCGCCAAACUAACAAAAACAGCGAAUCCGAGCCCCCUUCGAUCCAUCCCCAUACGCCGCGGCAAUAUCCUCCUGCGAGCGGUUCCUAGAGCACAUAGUCGAGGUCCGCCAAGCAAGUCUCUACUUUCAACCAUUCCUAUUCAAUGGUUCCUCCCCCUAUCCCGUCCCUACACCCUCUCCGAGCUGACGCAAUUAUCCGAAGGCUCCGAAGAAUUCACCAGAAAAAUGAUCCCGGUCCGUCGCGACGCGGUAGCUAGCAUUCUAAUGAACCUAUACAUCCUGGCCGGUGCACUCCGCGCUAAGCGGCCAGUGCCUAGGUACCUGCCUUCCGCGGCGGCGGCAAGGAAAAGGCUUUUGGAUAGGAUGGCGGAGAUUGAGAAGGAGAGUGAGAUGGAGAGGGUUGUUAGGCCCAGAAGUGGGGAGCGGGGGAGAAGGUGGGCGGAUGUUUAUCGUGAGGCCUUUUUUUUUUCCUUUUCACUUUCCCCCCCGAAUAUUAAUGGAGAGGCUAACGUAGGGGGGUUGGUAGAGUAUGCCUAUUCUUCGGCUUUGACGGAUAUUGUCGAGCAGUUGGAGCUGUUGCAGAGGUGUACCAAGGCGAUUACUGGGGAGAUGGCGUUAGAU